UUGGCCAAAGCCUAAAAAAUUGGUUUUCGGCCACCAUAAAAUCUUCUCAUAGGAGAGAAACAAAAAACCCAAUAUAUUGGAGAAGAAGGAAGCUACCACUCAUUUUUGUUCUUCAAAAUAACUAGGGUCGUUGGAGAAGGUGAAAUAAGCAUCAAUUGAAGAAACCCUAAUUUGAAGAAGAUAUGGGUAGAGGGAAGAUUGUGAUAAGAAGGAUCGAUAAUUCAGCAAGUAGACAAGUAACUUUUUCAAAGAGAAGAAAGGGACUUAUUAAAAAGGCCAAAGAACUCUCUAUUCUCUGUGAUGCUGAAGUUGGUCUCAUUAUUUUUUCUAGUUCUGGCAAACACUACGAAUUUGCAAGCUCCAGCAUGCAUUCAAUAAUUGAGAAAUAUAACAGAAGGAAGGAGGAAGAUGAAUUACUGUUGAAUCCAAUUUCAGAUGUGAAGUUAUGGCAGAAGGAGGUAACAACAUUAAGGCAGCAACUACAUAACUUGCAGGAGAACAAUAGAAAAUUAAUGGGGGAGCAACUCUAUGGUUUAUCAAUGAAAGAUCUAAACAAUCUUGAGAAUCAAUUGGAGUUCAGCUUACAAAGCAUUCGAAUUAAAAAGGAACAAUUAUUAAAUGAUGAAAUAAAAGAAUUGAACAGAAAGGGAAUUCUGAUGCACCAAGAAAAUAUAGAGUUGAGCAACAAAGUAAGCCUUUAUUGUCAAGAAAACAUGGAAUUACACAGAAAGGUUUAUGGACAUGAUUCAAGAUCAGAGAUGAACUUGGCCACCGGAAAUGCCUUAAUUCCAUAUGGUAUCAUCGCUGCGGCCCCUAUUGCCGGCGACGCUCUGUGUGUGCCAAUCCACCUUCAGCUCAGCCCGCGGGAGCAACAAGCUUAACUUUAGUUCAUUAACUCAACGCCCUACUAAACGACCGUAUUAUAUAUAUAAAGAAAAAAGGUACAGAACUAAUCAUUAAUUAAACUUCCGGAUAAUUUGGUAAAUGAAUUAUAAUUAUUACUGUGUACGUAAAAGGAUUGGUGUUUUUAAUUUUUGAGAAAUAAAGGCCACAAUUCCAAUUUUCUCUCUGCA
Cucumis sativus (cucumber) is the source of this 1073-nucleotide messenger RNA. RefSeq names its product MADS-box transcription factor 23. Gene Ontology annotation, cellular component: nucleus. Gene Ontology annotation, biological process: positive regulation of transcription by RNA polymerase II. The transcript has 8 exons. The coding region runs from base 183 to 881 and encodes 232 amino acids. The record is from RefSeq and is a predicted model, not a curated record. Lineage: Eukaryota; Viridiplantae; Streptophyta; Magnoliopsida; Cucurbitales; Cucurbitaceae. Gene Ontology annotation, molecular function: DNA-binding transcription factor activity, RNA polymerase II-specific; RNA polymerase II cis-regulatory region sequence-specific DNA binding; protein dimerization activity.